This is a messenger RNA of Xyrauchen texanus (razorback sucker), 4143 nucleotides long. It is a transcript of the gene coro7, whose product is annotated as coronin 7. The coding region runs from base 58 to 2829 and encodes 923 amino acids. NCBI's taxonomy places the organism in Eukaryota, Metazoa, Chordata, Actinopteri, Cypriniformes, Catostomidae. The transcript has 28 exons. Gene Ontology annotation, molecular function: protein binding. The record is from RefSeq and is a predicted model, not a curated record.
GAUUCAUAACACACAACAGACACCCGGAAGGUUGAAACGCGCAUCCAGCAGAGCAGAAUGAAUCGUUUCAAGACGUCCAAAUUCAAGAAUACCACUCCGAAAAUCCCCAAGAAAGAUGGUUGGAUCGCUAAUGUUCGAGGAGGUUCCUUCUCUUCUCAGGGCAACCACAUCAAAUCCAGCUGCAUUCUCGUGGCCUUCAACACAGAUCAAGCUGGUGGUGGAAUGGUCGGCCUGUCUUCGGUGAGUCCUGGAUCUGAUGGGAAGUGGAUUGUGACCCAGAUUCCAUGUCACGCUGACCAGGUGACUGAUCUGGACUUCUCGCCAUUUGAUGACUACCUUCUGGCAACCUGCUCAUCAGACGAGACGGUGAAACUGUGGCGUGUGUGUGAUCCGGACCAGAGUCAGCCGAGCAGUCCUGAGGUGACUCUGAGUCCGGGAGACAGCCGACUGGAAAUCGUUCUCUUCCACCCUGCGGCCUCCGGUCUGAUCGCUGUGGCGUCCACAAGAGGAGUUCAGGUGUGGGACACCACGAGAGACUCCGCCCUGACAGUACUGGAACAGCACGCCGAUCAGCUACAGGGUUUGGCCUGGAAGGAAGAUGGCUCUCUGUUAGCUUCAUCCUGCAAGGACAAAAAGCUGCGGAUCUUUGACCCGCGGGCCCAGACGUCAGCUGUUCAGUGCACUCAAGGCCAUCAAGGUAAUAAAGACUCUCGUAUCCUCUGGGUUAAAGAUGACAACUUGCUCACCACUGGCUUUAAUCAGGUGCGUCAGCAGGAAGUGAGGCUCUGGGACAGCAGGAAGUUGAGCUCGGCUCUCAGCUCCGUGUCAUUGGCCACCUCCAAUGCGACCCUAAUGCCUCUGUUUGAUCCAGACUCUGGACUACUUAUAGUGUCCGGAAAUGGUGAGAGCGUAAUCGACAGUUUUGAGGUAGCUGCCAGCGAGCCCUACCUGUCUCAAGUGAGUCACUGUUUGACAGACGCGUCGACCCGGGGCGUGGCCCUGGUUCCCAAACGCGCUCUGGACGUCAGCGUCUGUGAGAUUUUGCGCGUGAUGCAGCUCACGGAUAACUUCAUAGUGCCCAUCAGCUACCAGGUGCCUCGCAAGGCAGGACAGGACUUCCAUGCAGACUUGUAUCCGGACACUAUAGGUCACACUCCGGCCAUGAUGGCAGCUGAAUGGUGGACAGGAGAAAACAAACAGGUGGAGAGAGUCAGUCUACACCCAAACAAGAGGCCAAAGCCCAACACUGCACCAACUAAAGAGACGUCGCCAAAGGAUCUGCCCUGUGGCAAGAGCAAAGAGAAGGAUUCGACCUCCAGCAGUCCCUUGAGCACCCCCAGCAGCAGUGCCGCCCCAUCACGUUCUCCAUCCUCAACCAGCGGUCUGUCGUCUGGCUUCCUACCAAGUCCAAGCCCAAGUCAGAGCGCCCGUGCCAUCCAGAGCAUGCUUGGUCCGAGUUCGAAGUUCCGGCACAUCCAGGGAAGCGUUCUGCAUCGAGACACCCACAUAACCAACCUGCGGGGACUUCACCUGACCACACCAGGAGAGUGUGAUGGAUUCUGUGCUAAUGGGCAGCGUGUGGCAGUUCCACUCGCUAUCACCGGAGGACAGAUCGCUGUGUUUGAGAUGUCCCAGCCAGGGAAGCUGCCAGACACGGCCCUCCCUACUGUCCAGAACUCAGUCAAUGUGGCCGACUUCUGCUGGGACCCGUUUGACCCAUACAAACUGGUCGUGGCUGGCGAUGAUGCCAAAAUCCGCGUGUGGCAGAUUCCUAAGGGAGGCCUGACGGAGACCUUGACCGAGCCGGAAUGUAUUUUGCGGGGACACACUGAGAAGAUCUACUCCAUCAAGUUCCACCCUCACGCAUCUGGCCUGCUGGCAUCCUCGUCAUAUGAUCUUACAGUGCGACUGUGGAACCUGGAGACCGGAGAAGAGGUCAAACGACUCAGUGGACAUCAGGAUCAGAUAUUUGGAAUGGCUUGGAGUCCAGAUGGGAAACUGUUGGCCACUGUGUGUAAGGAUGGAAAAGUGCGCCUGUACAACCCACGCGGAUCCACUCUGCCUAUCCAGGAAGGCCCAGGGCCUGAGGGCCAGAGAGGGGCACGUGUAGUGUGGGUACAUGAUGGCAAGAACCUGCUGGUGUCUGGAUUCGACAGUCGCAGUGAAAGGCAGCUGUACCUGUUCUCCGCUGACUCCUUGGCCUCCGGUUGUCUGGCUGCCACCCCCGCUGAUGUAUCUCCCUCCACCCUUAUCCCGUUCUAUGAUCCCGACACCAGCGUCCUCAUACUUACUGGGAAGGGUGACACAAGGGUGUAUAUAUACGAGAUUGUUCCAGAAGCGCCAUAUUUUAUGGAAUGUAGCAGUUUUAAUUCCUCUGAACCACACAAGGGAUUGUGCUUCCUGCCGAAGACUGAAUGUGAUGUUCGUGAUGUUGAGGUUGCUCGAGCCAUCCGACUCAGCAAGACCACCAUUGAACCCCUGGCCUUCAGAGUGCCUCGUGUCAGAAAAGAGUUUUUCCAGGAUGAUGUGUUCCCUGACACUGCAGUGUGUUGGGAGUCGUCUCUGACCGCGGCUGCCUGGCUCUCAGGAUCUGACGGACAACACCGCAAAAUCAGCCUGAGACCCAAAAACAUGACGCCCGUGAGUGAAGCACCAAAAGAGGCUCCAGUGAGAAAAUAUCUGCCCUCCUCCGUCUAUCUGGAGGAGAAAACUGAUGAACAGAAGAAAGAGGAGUUGCUCAGUGCUAUGGUUGCUAAGCUGGGUAACAGAGAAGAUCCACUGCCGCAGGAGUCUUAUGAGGGAGUGGAUGAAGACGAGUGGGACGACUAAUCACAAGCUUUGCCUCGCGGUCCAGUCAGGGUCCCAACAGCAGACAAAGAGCACGUCUGCUAUAUUUGAAUUGUGCCAUUCCAGGGUGCCAACAAACCUCUGAGCCACAAAAACAAACUCCUCAAUGCCCCACAGCGUCACCUCCAUACAUCAGAUUCACUCUCAUACACUCCAGUGCCUCUGUUUGCCUUCACAACACUGUACACGAGAUAAUCACACACACACACACACACACACACACACACACACACACAACAUCUUAACCAGUUGUUUUGUCCUGUGUCCCUUUUAAACUAUCUAAACAUCUUUCAAAUAAAACAAGAAAAAUGAUCUACCCAUGGGGUAAAACAAACCUUCAUUUAAGAGAUUUUCUGAAGUCUUAAUCUAUAACGCAGUUUUAGAUGUUUCGAUAUUUUUAAUGGACUCUUGUUGGCAAAAGAAAUCUGUUAUUACGGUUAAAUAUGACUCUUCACACAUUUACCUGCAUUCAUAUGCAAAGACAUACGCUCAUCUCAGAUGCAUGACGCACAUACAUCGAUCCAGACUUAUAUUGUUAUACAGGGUCAGAAACAACUGGACUUAUUCUGUGACGUUUUUAAUGAUGACUUUUGUAUUGUACAUGUAUGAAAACUGCACGAUUCCUUCUUCUUUAACCCUAAAAAUAAUGGGACUGUUUUAUCAGUGAAACCUGCACUUCAUACUCCAAAUCUGUAUAAAAAAAUACAAAUAAAUCUUUGCUUUGACGUGCCAUCAUUUGAUUAUUAAAGCGUGGUUGAAUCGGUUCUUGUACUUUUAUAUUGUGGUAAUUUGUAGGUUUAAAUAUCUUCACAUAGCAUAACUCUUUAAUAUGUGUGAAGCAGAAUUUCUAUAGAAAUAAUCAGGAAAAUGCUUGUUUUUGUUAAAUAUCCUCAUUACAGUAUAUCUUGAACAGUAUUAACAGCCAUCAAUGCAAUUACUUCAUGAGAUGUUUGCUUUCUCUUAAUCGGGCGUAUCAUGUGCGGCAAUACGACUAAUCUAGUUUUGUUUCGUUUUAUACUGAAUGUUUACAAAUGGCCGGAAAAGACUUCUGCAUGUUAUGGCACUCGUACCAUGUGACGUCCUGUGAUUGACAUGCGAUCAUGUAUUCAGUGGAUAUUAAUACAUAUGUGGAUGGUCUGGUAUGUGAUUUAAUAUGUGAGCUCAUUUGUUACUGAUCUGAUGUUUUUUGGGGUGCUUUUUUCCCCAACACUUGUAAUUGCAUUUGUUUUAACACUUCGGAUGCAAUAAUGUUUCUCACCUCUCUUGAUUGAAAUCUGUCUUGUGGGAAUGUUGCCU